AUGUCUAAAUUAGCAAAUCUCGAUUUCCCUGCUUUGAAAAGCAAUGGUGAAAAUUUCCUUGAUUGGGCACUUGAUGCAAGGAUCAUGCUACAAUCAAAGGGACUUGGUGAUACGAUCAUAAGUGACAAUAAGUCCAGUGAUAAAGAUCGAUACAGUGCUAUUUACAUAAUACGCCAUCAUCUCCAAGAGAGUUUGAAAACUCAGUACAGAACCAUGGAAAAUCCAUUGGACCUUUGGAACGCUUUACAGCGACGUUAUGACCACCAGAAAACGGUGAUGCUCCCAAGGGCUCAAUAUGACUGGAAACACUUAAGAUUCCAGGACUAUAAAACAGUAGACGAGUACAACUCGGUCUUGUUCAAAAUUGUUUCCAUGAUGGAAUUAUGUGGUGAAAAAGUUACUGAGCUCGAGAUGCUUAAUAAGACUUUCUCGACGAUGCAUUCCAGUAACAUGGUACUGCAACAGCAAUACAGAGAAAGAAAGUUCGCCACAUACACUGAGUUGAUCGAAUGUCUUUUGUUGGCUGAAGCCAAUAAUGAACUGUUAAUGAAAAACAGUGAGAUGAGGCCUCCGGGAACGGCUCCAUUACCUGACAUCUCUAAACUUGCUAUAGAGCAAAAGAAAGAGAGUAACCUUGUCCACCAUAAUAACCAACCCGGCUCAUUCCGUGGUAGAGGUAGGGGACGAGGUGGCACGUUGAUACACUAA
This is a messenger RNA of Raphanus sativus (radish), 708 nucleotides long. RefSeq lists its product as uncharacterized. The transcript has a single exon. The record is from RefSeq and is a predicted model, not a curated record. Lineage: Eukaryota; Viridiplantae; Streptophyta; Magnoliopsida; Brassicales; Brassicaceae. The coding region runs from base 1 to 708 and encodes 235 amino acids.